GGAGGAAACUGAAGGCUAAGUGCUGGAUGCUGAUUGGGCCCAGCAGCCAGCCAAUGGGAGAGCGGCAGAAGUUGAAUAUUCUACAUCAUAAGGGAACAAACUGUCAAAAACUGUCAGAAGGAAGAUCCAGCUGAAGACACAAAGAGUUAAGUCCAGCGCAGCUCCAAGUCACAGUGCAAUCCUGGUAGUAGACUAAGAGUCCAGAGUUUGGCUGUGCACAUUGCGUUGAGAUGUUAUAUUCACUGAUCAGGUAAAAUGGCUCCCAAACCACCAGCAGCAAAAGCUCCAGCGAAAGGCCCAGCGGGUAAGUCUGCAUCCGAAAAUCCAUCCAGUCCAGAGAAACCUCCACGCACCCCUUCCAAAUUAGAAUUAUGUCUUGCAAGCUACAAUUGUGCAACGCUCGGUAUCCUCAUGCUCUUCUCUCUGUCUUUGUACACCCUUUGGUAUAUCAGUUUAUGUGCUGUUGAAAAGGCAAAACGGGAACCACUUCGGAAUGCAGUUGCACAAAUCAGGAAAUUUAUGAUUUCACGGAAUGCUGAGUAUGACGUCCUUAAUGAUACCGACCUGAUUGUGGAAGCUGAGAAGGUGGCAAGACAGUUGAUUCCAUGGUCUCAAAAAAUCCAAGAAAUUCGAAUAGAGAUUGCCGACCUUCAUCACAAACUGAAUCACAACUGGCAGGCCCACAACGGCCACCUGUAUUUAUUUAGUUACGAGAAACUGAAUUUUCAGGACACAAUAAAACUAUGCAAUAAAUCGCAAGCUUCAAUAGCCGAUGUUCAGGAUGACGAUGAGGAGAGGUUCUUAGAACAUGCAACUAAACACAAAUAUGGUAGUUACUGGAUUGGAUUGUAUUAUAUUAACAGGACAUGGAGAUGGGUGAUGCCUGACAGUUUGCCUCAAAAAACCUACUGGAUGGAAGACGAACCAUACAGACAUGGGCGUCCUAAAUGUACAAGAUUGCAAAAUAAAUGUAAUACACAAUUGGCAUGUUGGUACACUGUGGAUUGUGUCAAUGAGGGAAGAGGCAUUUGCAAGAGGAAACCUGAGACCAAAUGGAUAAACUAGCUCUUUACUGAACGUUGCACAAAAUUGUACUUGAUGAACCCAGUGAGAAAGAAAUGCCACUCGGUGAACCUGCCUCUGAAAAACAGUUGCCCCAGUCAGCCAGUGUGGAGACAUGGAAGAACUCAGGACUUUGACAUCAGCUUCCAAACACCUUUUCCAUCCUGCCUUUUCGGAGAUCAAAGAUAUGGUCUUAUUUAGCAAAUUCAGGGGCAAGUAAAAAAGAAUGAA
This is a messenger RNA of Crotalus tigris (Tiger rattlesnake), 1293 nucleotides long. RefSeq names its product C-type lectin domain family 4 member M-like. The transcript has 10 exons. The record is from RefSeq and is a predicted model, not a curated record. Bases 256 to 1065 code for a protein of 269 amino acids. Lineage: Eukaryota; Metazoa; Chordata; Lepidosauria; Squamata; Viperidae.